Molecule: messenger RNA, 9717 nt
Organism: Chara braunii
Lineage: Eukaryota; Viridiplantae; Streptophyta; Charophyceae; Charales; Characeae
Source: the annotation of a GenBank genome assembly
UCCGUCACGUCCACCAUAAAGAAGGUGACGUUGUCCUGUCGGAUGAAGUGGGCGAACUGCCGAGGCGAGGUGACAGUGAUGGAAGGAGAUGGUGUGGGCACGGAAGGCUCCGGGGAAGGAGGAUCGGGGCGUGGUGUCGCAGUGGUACCGAUGAAAGAUGAUGAUGAUGAUGAUGAUGACGACGACGACGACGACGGUGAUGAUGACGAGGAUGAUGAAGAUGAUGAUGAUGAUGAUUCUGAUGAGGAUGCCGACGAUGACGAUGAGGAUAACGAUGAUGAUGAUGACGAUGAUAGUGAUGAUGAUGAGAUGUUGAUGAUGAUCGCGAUAAUGAUUAUGAUGAGGAUGAUGAUGAUCAUCAUAGGGGUCCGGCCAUUCUUGUUGUCAAAGGCCCAUUUACAGCGUCGAGCAUUUUAUGCUUCAUCUGCAGGCAAUGCAGGUUUGGAGUCCGACUCAGCAUGUCUAAAUGAGAAUCAGCAAAAGCAAUUGGAGCACGAUCACGAAGAGGAGGUGGGAGGCAGAGGGACAGCAAGGACUGGAUCUGACAGGAAUUUGUCAGGGAAGCAGAAGGGUAAGCCAGCAAUUUCACACUUACUGGUCAGCAGCGCUCAGCGGUCUUGGUUGCUGUGCUGGGUCAAUAGAGAGCUGCAAGCUCUCACAAAGGUGGAAGAUGUGGAGAUUAUCACAAAGCAUAUACUAGGUGUUGUGGAUUCAUUCCAGGACAGUGCCAGAGCGCUUCACAAGAAGCACAAGAGGUCUUUAGCAGCUGACCAAUCAGAUGCCGCUGCUCAGCAGCAUCGUGCUCUUCGAGACGCUAUUUCAGCAGGAGCCCGGCCAUUCGUUUUUGAUUAUGCAGAGCAAUUCGCUAGCGAGCUUCUGAAGUUUCUGGCGAUAGGAAGGGAUGUGGCUACAUACGACCGAAUUGUAGUAUCGCAGAUGAGAGAAGCAGCAGUUGGCGAAAGUUCAUCAGCACAAAAAGCUGCGAAUUCACCCGGAAAGGAGGGGAGGAAGAGGAAGAGGAUGUCUGCAGCUAUGGAGUCUGGCAAAGGAGGAAAACAAGAGGAGGGGGAGGAGCGGCAUCAACAAGAGGAGGAGGUUCAGCUUAUCAGUCUUCGAAGUGACGACUGCCAUGGCUGCAGUUCUGUACCUUCUGCUGCUGCAGGCUCUGUCACUGCUUCAGUAGUAGCUGAUGCUGAAGCGAAGCCAGUCGGUCAAGAUUCGGACUCUGUUCGUGAACGUAUUUUGCCAGUAAAUCAUCUUAAUUCGGACUACGUUCACAUGCAUAUGAUGUCCGAAAGCCGUCUGAACUCCGAAUGUGUCCACAAUCCUGUGAUGCUUACAAGUCAUCCGAAAAUCUCCUCCUCUUCCUCUUCCUCUGAUGAUGACGGCGAUGGCGAUGUCGGUCGAGUGCCCACUGCAGACGUGAACUGUGGUGGGAUUACCCCCCCAUUGACUUGUGAGCACGAAGAUGAAGCUUGGCAGGAUAUCAGGUGCGGAGAGGUGGGGAGCAGUGACGACCGUGUGGGAUCUUGUGCGGCUCUUGCUUCACCGAAGUGUUCCCAUAAUGAUUGCGAUUGCAGCUGCCUGGAUGCUUUGGCGGUUGACCCAAGGGACACCAACAACGAGGAGGCAAGGACCGAAGUUGUGGGCCGGGACGUGGAGGUACGUGAAGGGGACCCUCAACCCAUUGCUUCCCAGUGUCCUGUCGACUGCGAUGCCAUUGGAUCUGAUGCGCGCACCCCCCUGUCGUCGUCAAUGCCAAGGAGUGCAAGGGUUGAAGUUGUGCGUCGGGCUGAUGGAUUGUGUGAAGGAGACCCACAAUCUACUACAUUGCGGUUUCCUGUUGACAAUGUCGAGGGCUUUCCGUCGCACGUGGACGCUGCCCUGUCAUCGUCGCUGCUGAGGAGUGGGGAACUCAGCAUGGAUGGACAAGUUUGUCUCAGCGUGUCGAGAGGGGACGAGGGCAAGUUGUCAGGUGGCGGUGCUACCAUCGCUUCUGACGAUUUCCGUCAUGAGCAGAUAGCUAUUCCCGUUGAUGUUGAGGGCGUUGAGUCUGAUGCAUGCAUUGCCCCGUCGUCGCCGGUGCCUAAGGGUGGGCAAUUGGGCGUGGAUGGACGAGUUUGUCGCAGCGCGUCGGAAACGGAUGAGGGCAAGUUGUCAGAUGCAGAUGCUGCCAUCCCUGAUUGUGGGCUCCGUGAGGAGCAGGUGCCCAUUCCAUCAGGAGAGAAUGGGUCGAGCAGUGAGUGGAAGCAGACUAGUGCAGAACAGAAGCAGGCUAGGGUGGAUCAGAAGCAGACUGGUGGGGAUCUUGCUGUUUCGCAGGCGGUCGUGGAGGACUGGGGCAACGGUAGUUUGAGAACAAAGGGUGUAGUUUGCCGAGAAGAGUGUGAGGGCAGCUACGCUGUGGAGCAGUUUUGUAUGGAGGUGCGUGCUAGUCAGCGUGUAGGAGAUGCACUUAACCCUGAAUGUGGUAGCGACUCUCUGAACGAUCAGCCUCAUGCAGACCAUGUUAUGGUAGAGGCAUGCGCGAAUGAUUGCGAGGACCGUGGAUGGGCAGUAGAGGGCAUGGUUCGAUCGCCAGAAGGCCGUGAGCUUAGCGAUGCGGCGAUGGCUUUGGAAAAUGUACAAGGAAGCCUUCCGGUUGGGUCAGAUAGCAGUAAGAGAGAGAGGGAGAUGGCUGAUGAUGGUACGGCUUUGAUGAUAGGCGCCACCCUAAGCGUUGCGUUGGGCGAUGUGAUUGCAGAUGAUGCUCGUUGUGCAAACUUGAUGACAAAGGAGAAUGACGACGAGCACACAACGUGCUAUCGAGGAGAAGAACGGGAGGAGGGUGACGGUAGGGAGCAAAAUCACCAGGAAAGAGGGCUGGAAGAAGGGUCUGAUCGUAAUAAGGCGGGGUUUCUGAGUCCGGCGAGUGAAGUGACUGAUGCCCAGGAGGCUAUGGAAAGCCUGCAAGUGGUGCAACACAGCUCAGAGAGUGCGCCCUUGUGCUCAGCAGGCUUGUCACUGCAGAGGAACAGAAAUGAGAAUUCAGCACGUGUAGGGUCAACCAACCGUCCUCAAGAUGCUCUGCCUCUGUUGCGAAGUGCUGUUGUAGGCGUUCUGCCUGAUGAAGUACCUUGCCUCUCAUCACAGGAGCCAAGGCUGCGGCAACUGGGAGGUGGCACUGAGUCUGCUGUUCUCUCUUCUACGGAAGCACUAGUGUCCAUUGCCCGAGGACUGCAACAAUUCGACACCAAGGACAGUGCCACUGAGUUUGCAGCUGCCCCUUUCCUUGAUGGCCAGGAAAACGGGAGAGGAACGGCGACAGGAUGCAGUGAGGGAGUCUGUUUGGAUGCAGUGCAAGAGGGAGGAAGUGCUGACUGUGUUGUGAGAGCGGGGGUGCUUGGUCAGCAGGAUGGGAUGGACGCACGGAAGGAGUUCGGCGAUGGCGAAGCCAACCUCCCUAGGGAAGCUUUGAUGGGCCUGGACGAAGAUCAUGGGCAUUUGGACGAUGCGGGUAAAGGUGGGGCAGAUGGCAUGGCAUCUGUUGUAACAGUAAAUGAGAGCGAAAGCGAAGUGCAGAGGCGUGAUGUGGAUGGCGAGGAAGGGCGUCAGGAUGGCCAGAAAAGCCCGAAACGUAUCGACGGAGAAGAAUGUGCUGAUGCUGUAGGAGAAAGUGACUGCAAAGAGACAGUUCUGCAACCGCCAGAAUCAAGGUGCAAGCUUGGCAUGGACAACGACAAGGAAGAUUGUUGUCCAUGCGCGUGCAAGACAACGUCGUCGCUUUCGACGAGCGAAGUUAUUGCGUCCAGGGCUCCAUUCUGUGGAGUGGAGGAUGGCGAGAGGGAAGCCCAGGGAGAGGCCUCCGGACUCGAAGAGGAACUUGUCACUGUGGAGGCGGGAGAGACUGAUGAUAAGGGUUUCGCAGACAGUGUCCCAACCCCAACCGCAGGCCCUAUGGGAGGAGGAGGUACCGAUGAUGGUGCCGAAGCGCGCAUCGAAGAGGGUGAUGAAGGAGUGUUGACGGUGGAUGACGUAGAGAGAAGGAAGAGCACCUCGUUAAUGGAGACCAGCGCAGAAGAAGCAAAGACAGAGGCUGGUUCAAACACACCUCUGUCAACAUGCCCGGUUUCCGCAUCCGUUUCAAAACGAAGUCUCGGAGGGAUUAUCCCUCUUGCAGGUUGUGGUCGUGGGAGCGGCAUACUCUCACCAGGAGCGGCGAGGCCUGCGAUGCUCGGGGCAGUCUCUCCGUUGGCCACUGCUUCUGUCAGUGCAACGACCAGUACAGCUGGCGUCGUACUGAGUGGCGCAAUCAAGGGAUGGAACGUCGGAUUGUUCGGCUCGAACAGUCUCCAUCAUCCGCAACAACCGCAAACUCAGCCGACACAUCUUCAACAGCAAAACAUGCUUCGAUUGCAGCAGCAUUUCCAUCUUCAUUUAAAGCAGCAGCAGCAGCAGCACCAGUUGCAACAACAGAUCCAACAACAUCAACAGCAGCAGCAGCAGCAGCUUAUCCACUAUCAAAUCCAGUUUCAGCACCAACAACAGCAAGCCGCCGCCGCUGCAGCGGCAGCAGCCGCAGCUGCAGCACUUUGUAUGCCCUCUUCUGCUGGACAAUACCUGCAUGCUGCUAACACGGCAGCAGUUUCACAGAUGAUACACCACCACCAGCAGCAGCAGCAGCAGCAGCAGCAGCAACAGCAGCAACAGCAGCAGCAGCAACAGCAAGGACAACUGCCGCAUCAGUUCCGAGUACCUAUUGCGCAGAUGAAUGCUGCAGCAGUGAUGCCCAUGUGCGGCAAUAGUUUACCAGCCGGAAUGAUGCCGGCAUGCAGUGGUGCACUGACGACUUCUCAAGCGCGAUUUCCGGCGGCAAGUUUUGCAAGCGUCUUAGGUCUAGGUGGCGUUCUCGCGGGAACGCCUACAAGCACCUGUCAAGCUGUAGAAAGUAGUGGUAAUAUCGCGCAGAUGGGACUGCUUGGUUUCAAUGUGGAGCACUUGGGUCAGUUCGGAGCACAUGGGAUGGUGCCCGGGAGCUUGGCUGCCGACGCUGGAGUGAUGGCUCAGGUUGGUGUUGCACAACUGCAAGGCCUUGAUGGAGGGACGCUCGGGUCAGCUGCGAUCGCGACAAAUGCCAACGCGGCCGCAGCACAGGCCAUGGUACAGGAAAAGGUAAUGGAAGGAAAUGAGAAAAUCAACGCAGAAAAGAAGGUCGAGAAGCUGCAUAAGAAGACCAAGUCAAAGACGAAGAAGAUGAUGGCCGGCACGAAGAGCAAGAAGGACAAGGAGACAAAGAAGAAGGAGAAGAGGAAGAAUAAGAAGAAGAGGAGGAGAAGAGAGAGGUCAGCAUCCCCGGGGACAAAGACAAAGAAGAAGUGUAAGGCAGGGGCGAAAAACAGGAGCAGUAGCGAUGAAGAAACCUUUGAUUCCGCGUCAGAGUCGGACAGUGGUAAUGGUUCAAGGAGGAAGAAGUCAAACAGCAGGCAUCAGAGGAGAGGAAAGAGGAGAGAGAGGAAGCACAAGGAGCGGGCGAGGAGUACAACCGACAGCCACCUAUCAGAUAGUGAUGAAACAGACUCGAGCAAUUCGUCUGGCGGCAAAAAGUUCGUUCAGGAUGGCUUGGAGAGUGAGAGAAAGCGAAGGGAUGGGAAUGAGGACAGGGGCCACAAGGCAAAGAAUGAUGAGAUGGGGGGGAGUAAAGGUGAUAAGCAAGUGAGAAAGAGGAGCAGAAGUCGGAGCAGAGCGAGAAGAUCGGCGGAAUAUGACGUGAGGAUAGGUGGCAACAGCACUCAGCUAGGACGUUCUGGCGAUGAUGGUGUUCUGGUACAGAAGGAGCAGAAGAGAAGCAAAAGUGAGACGGCGGAGGGUCAUGCUGUGAGGAAAAUAAGCGAGACGGAAUUUGUGGGUGGAUUAGGUGGGAGAAAGUGCGGAACUGGGGGUGGCGAUAAACGAUGUGAUAAUACUGCGGACAUGGGAAAACAAAGCAGGUGCAAGGGUUCGUAUGGUGGGGAUCAUGAGGAGAAGGAUCGAAGCAAAGAGGCGAAGAGGGAUGGAAUAGGGGGGGAUAAGUCUGGCGGCCAAGGGAGAGAGGAGAGAGUUGGGGAGGAGAGGUGGAAUGGUGGAAGGCAGAGGGACAGCAGGCAGAGGGAGGACAGGCAGAGGGAGGAAAGGUUGAAGGAUGAAAGGUGGAGGGAGGAAAGGGUGAGUUGGGAGCAGCAGAGGGAGAGGAGGCAUAGAGAGGAGAGGAGGAGAGAGGAGAUGCGUAGAGAGGAGAGAGGGAGGGAGGAGAGGUGGAGGGACAAGAGGGGCGAAGAGACGUGGAGGGAAGAGUUGUCACCUUUGGAAAGGCGGAGGGAGAAGAGAUGGAGAGAGGAGGGUAGGAGGAGAGAGGAUGCCGGGGCAGAGGACAGUAGGAGGGAGAGUAGUGGGAGGCGGGAGAAGGGAAUGGCUGAGAGGCGAAGGGACAAGAGACCGAGGGAAGAAAAGCGGAGGGAUGACAGGUGUUGGGAGGAAUUGGAUGAGAAGAACAUGGCCGACGAGGAACUGAAGGCGAAUCUGACGGAGAUCCAACUCAGGCAAAAGGCGCUUGCGAAUUUGAUACAGCAUUUUGACGGUCCGCACGGAGGCGGAGCCAGGGAGGAAGAAUCGGGGAAAGAAGAGAAAAUAAGUGAAUCGCGCGUAGCUGGCAACAAGGAGGAAGGUCUCGGGCUCAAAGUCGAUGAGGAGAGGCAGGAUGUGAAGGAGGAGGAGGGAAGGAGCUUUGCUGAGGAAGAGGGAGAAGAUGGGAAAGAAGGGGAGGAGGAGGAGGAGCAGGAGGAGGACAUGGGUGGUAGGCAAGAUAGGUUGGUAGCUAAGGGGCAACCAAUGAAGGAAGGAGGCUUGUGUGGGAGAGAAAGUGAAGGUGGUCUUCGUCACGAAUUUUUGCAUGUGCACGCUGUCGAUGAAGCACACCAGGAGGCGCAAGGGAUGGCGGCAGUGGAGGAUGAGGUGAGAGCAUCAAAGAAACAGAGGGUCUUGAGCUCAUGCGCACAUACACGGGAAGCCCCGGGGCGUCCAAGGAGAAAGGAAGAGGAAAUAAGGACAAGCAGCACGACUUCUUUACCUGCGGCGUUCUGUGUGGACCCUGCGAGUACUGUCGGCAUAUCUCAUCAGCUGAGAAGAAGAGGGAUGCUCGUUAAUGAGGAAGAAGGAACACGGCAGAACCGUGCUGAAAUGAGCGAGGGUGAAAGGGAGCACACAAUGCGAAGGGAUGCUGGGGGGAAGGGGGGACGCACCACCAGUGUGUCAGCGGCAACGAAGGUGGAAUGCCAUAGUGUCGGCGAAUACGAGGAUGAUGAGCGUCAGCUGGACAAGUGUGAUCAGGUGAAAAGGAGAAAGGUUCUCGCCAAGAAAGGAGGAGAUGGUGGCCCAAGGCAGGACGGCCGAGAUGAACAUGUCAUGUUGCAACGUAUGGUGCAAAGGCAGGAGGAGGAGAAGGGAAGUACUGUGGCUGUGAAACAUGGUGCCCAAGACUGUUCUCUGGAGAAUGUGUCACAUGGGGUUGCAGAGAUGAAUGCAGUGGAGGAUAGCCGAACAGAGAGAAGCAAGGAUGGCCACAAGCUCCGGUCGGUGGUUGAUCGCGUGCCUCGAUCACAAGAUGCCGAGGGAAUGGAGGCAGGGCAACAGCGAUGCGCAGGCACUAUUGGUGGAGGCCAGUGCACUGUGGUCGGAUCGGAAAAUGCGAAAGGGCGAGAGGCUGUGCGCUUCCAGGAGAAAGGAAGUGGGAAGAGACAGAGCCAACCAGAGGAAAAGGAGGCAAGGCGGCAAAUGAAAUCCGAAGUGUGGGGCGUAGAAUUUGGAGAUCAGCAGAGGAAAGAGGAUGGGGCCAGAAACUCGGAUGAGCUAGAGUCCGGGGAGGUAGACGUAUAUGCUGCACCAGAACUCUCCGUCGGGAGUCGUUGGAAGCAUGAGAAAGGCCAGGAAGCAAACGGGCUGUUGGGAGAAUUCGCAGCUGGGAAAGGAUUGGAGGUGUCGAAGAAAGAAAAGAGAAGAAGGGAGGGACGGUCAGGUAACGAAGUCGAGGAGCGAGGUAAGGGGAGCGAGAAGAAUGCUAGGAAGAAGAGCAGGAGAAGUACGACGAGUGACGUUCACGAUGAUCGAGAAAACAGUGAGAAUGGUGGGAUGAAUACGAGCACAUCUCAAAUCAUGAUGAGAAGAGAGGGAGGGAUUAAAUGUGCUAGCGCGAAAGGGGCAGCCGUGACGUUGACUGAAGAUGCACAAGUGAGAGGUAAAGAUGACCAUAGAAUGUCAGCGAAUUUGUUGAAAGACGAGAAGAGAGAAAGCGAGUAUUCAGGAUGUGAUUCACACUCGAAAGAUGGGGAGGAUGUGAGGAUUACAAAGGUAGCUGAGAGGGUGUCGAACGACGAAGACCUUGAAGAAGCGGACCGCCAUAAGCAGCACCCCCACCACCAUCAUGGUCACCAUCAGCAGCACCGCCAUCGUCACCGCCAUCAUCGUGAUCCUAAGCAUUCGCAGAAGAGGUCUGAUUCCGUUAAGCAGGGGAUAAAAAGAGAGGAGGAAGCCUGCGAGGGUAGGCCCUCGCAGGAGGUGAGAAGUGGAGGGGAUAGAGCGGAGGGAGGUGGAACACUUGGGGGUGAAGUCGGAUACGGCGGAAAGACGGUCAUCGGUGGCGAGAAGGCAAGGCGAAAGCGAGGGGGAUCGGGGCACGGAGACGUUGGUAAGGGUAGUUGUGAAAUUCAGGGUAUACCUGAGGGUAUGCCUGGGAAUGAUGAGCCUGGGGUAAGUGGCUGCAAGGAGGACAGCGGACAGCGGGGUGAAAAAGCUAUGAAACCGACCUCACUUUCUAUUCAGGGAAAGCUGAGAAGUGAUGCGAGGGGAGUGCGAGAGGAGAUCAAACUCGCAAAACGGAGCAAUGAUAGAGACGUGCUCAGAGUCACUAGUAGUCCCCGACUGCGUGGUAUGCAUAAUGUGAAUGUCCAGAGGGAGAGUGGUGGCGAUGCGGAGAAAGAUCGCAAAGACAAGCUUUCGAAGCGAAGUUGCGAGGCCCGACAGGGUAUGGAGGAGGAGGAGGGUGAACAGAAGAGAGACGGCGGUGGUCGAUCUUCGGUCGACGAGUACGCAAAAAUCCGCAGUUGUACGAGUGCCAUGGAUGAGCUGAAAUAUGGGCAAUCUACGUUACAUCGUCGAGAAUUUAAAAGCGGCGAGAGGAAUCGCGGAGAGCAAUCGGCUUCGAGAUCUGCGCACGGGCGACACGUUAGCGUAGAAGUGCAAACGAGACGGGGAAAGAAUGACAAAGAGGAAAGAGUAAGCAGCAAGGGCGCAGAGGCGGUUGCUGCUACAUGUGAGGGUGCUAUGGAACGCGAUCGUGACGACUCCAAGGACUUUGGGUUGAGGGAUGCACCGUCGGUUCCUCCUCCUGAGUGCACUCCUGAAGCUCUAGCUAUGGCAGCGAAAGGGUUGAAGAAGAAGGGUCCGGAUCCCAGUUGCGAUCUAGAUUUGGCGUCGCGGGGCACUCUGCAGGACCGUAAGCAGUUGCUCGACACUGCAGGUGCAGUCGUUGGGAGAACACGUGGCGAAAAGAAGCUGAUAGGUGGGAAAAGUGAAAGAAAGAGGAGCUCAAAAGAGGACCCAUCAGAAGAGGACGGUGGGCUUCAGCGCAAAACAACCACCGUUACGUGCCAUGGGGAGCAAGUUGAGGUGAGUUACUUGUUGUGACGUCAACAAAUAAAGCAUUCCAUG